Aspergillus caelatus is the source of this 450-nucleotide messenger RNA. RefSeq lists its product as uncharacterized. The coding region runs from base 1 to 450 and encodes 149 amino acids. The transcript is spliced from 2 exons. Lineage: Eukaryota; Fungi; Ascomycota; Eurotiomycetes; Eurotiales; Aspergillaceae. The record is from RefSeq and is a predicted model, not a curated record.
AUGAAGAAAGAGGCGUCCGAAAAAUUGAUGCUAGCCGACCCGGCCCUGCUAGACAAGUUUGACAAGCUGCUUAUUGACUUGAGCUUGUCCUGCAGAAGCCAGGAUUUUCUUGAUUUACGACUUUCAGGAAGUCAGCUACAGAAUAUCAGCACCGUAUCUGCGAAGUUACCGGCUGCAAAGCUAGCAAAGCUAUACCAAUUACUAUUGCUCGCAUAUAUCAUGGACCUACCGGAUAUAUUUGCUGCCAUUUCAAACAAAAUUCUCCUUGUGUAUAUGGGCGCCAAUGCUGAGUUGUCCUUGAUGGUGAAUCAUCCACUCAUUCACAGAGAUAUCGCUGGUAGUCGACUGGAAGGGGCUAUCGAACUUCCGUACCGGCAGGCUAAAUACAACUACAAACUACGAUACGACGCAGGCAUACUCUCCGAGCAUCUCGACAAGUUGAACACGUAA